Marmota flaviventris (yellow-bellied marmot) is the source of this 1519-nucleotide messenger RNA. RefSeq names its product leucine rich adaptor protein 1 (gene Lurap1). NCBI's taxonomy places the organism in Eukaryota, Metazoa, Chordata, Mammalia, Rodentia, Sciuridae. The record is from RefSeq and is a predicted model, not a curated record. Gene Ontology annotation, biological process: positive regulation of canonical NF-kappaB signal transduction; positive regulation of cytokine production.
CACCGGUUCCGCUCGGUAAUAGCCGGCGGAAAAAGAGGACCCCCGGGAGCGGACCCUGGCGUCUGGCUUCCCAGCCCGGUUCAGGCUUGGGCGCGUAUGGAGGGGACCGUGGAGUUCCAGACACCUGACCUGCGAGACGUGGAGGGCAAGGUGGGCAGGAAGACCCCUGAAGGGCUGCUCCGCGGGCUGCGAGGCGAGUGGGAGCCCGGAACCUCUGGCGCGCUGUUGCUCCCGGGGGCGACCAGCAGAAGCCCCGGCCUGGGGGACAAGAUCAUGGCGCUAAGGAUGGAGCUGGCUUACCUACGAGCUAUUGAUGUGAAGAUCCUGCAGCAGCUGGUGACCUUGAACGAGGGCAUUGAGGCAGUGCGUUGGCUGUUGGAGGAACGGGGGACACUGACCAGUCAUUGCAGUAGCCUCACCAGCAGCCAAUACAGCCUGACAGGAGGGAGCCCAGGCCGCUCAAGGCGGGGCAGCUGGGACAGCCUUCCAGACACCAGCUCUACUGACCGGCUGGACAGUGUCUCUAUUGGCAGCUUCUUGGACACUGUGGCCCCCAGAGAGCUUGAUGAACAGGGUCCCCCAGGGGCUCCCUGUCCUGAGAUUGACUGGACAAAGGUUAUACCUGGCGAGGAGAGGGCCAGGACUGAGGUGGAUCUCACAGCCACCAGGCUAGGGAGCUUAAUGUCUCUGAGGAAGCCUCCAGGGGAGGGGCUCCAAGGUGGACCAUUGGAGCCACCAGAGGAUGAGAGUGCCAAACUGGACUUUGAGGCCCACUGGUACUGGGGACAAUGCCAAGAUGAUGUGACCUUCUUGUAACAACUUUCCCAACAUUUUGUACUCCUAUAGAUCUUUCAUCCCUUGGCCCUGGUCUUCCACAAAAUUUAUUCUCCCUCAGUCAAGGAGUAGGAAUAGGAUGCUCUGAAAAUCAAUUACCAUGAAAACCUGGCUCAUCAUAACUCCGGUCCUAGGGAGUCUCUACCUUUAUCCCUCAAUUACCAGGCCCCUAGAGUUAUUUUCAUAGAGAGGUUAACUACAGGUGGGUGUCUCCUGGUGUGAGGGUAUUUCUGUCCUCCCUCUCUCUGCCCCUGCCCCAGAUAAGGAUUUAUGACCCAUAGGAGAUCACUAAUGAAGAAAUUGGGAUGUAAUUACUUCAUUCAAAGUCUAAAAGUCUUGCCACCUCUUGGUCAAGAAGACUGAGACAUUCAGGGCCAACCCUUCCUAGAUUAGCCCUCCCAGAAUCCUUGGGAGUUGGUAGACCCUCCCCUUCCUACCUGCUGAAUGAUGUCAUUUUCUGCUAGGAUGGACUGACUUUUGUCUGUUUCAGUCUUUGGAUGGUCAGUAUAAGGGUGUCUGUGCCUCUUCUGCUAAGUGAUACCAUAUCACUUCAUAGCCUUACCAUUACUUCAUGUGAAUGGCAACACAUCACCCCUUCUGGCAGAAAGUUGCUCACUGGUGGAUGUUUGUGCUGCUUUUUGGAAUGUUCUUACCUUUUAAACAGGGAAUUCUCAUUUUGUCCUAA